AUGGAAGUCAAACGAUACAUUUCCCUUGAGACGCUGGCUGGUAUAGUGGCGCUGGGCUCGGGCGGGUCCAAACCACCAGAAGUCUUAGGAGGAUCAAAAGCAUCGGCGUCUGCGCGGCUCUUGGCACAGCUAGUCGAAUACUGCAUGGGCACUGGCGCAAGGACAGGUGUCAUCUUCAGUGGAGCCUAUCUCCUAGUGGUCGACAUGGAUGGCACAAACAAGCCGCGCAUCACUGUACGGACGCCAUCCGUGGCACCUGCGUGUGGGCCUAUUCUCGAGACGCCAAGCCGAAGUGGCAACGACCUAGAGACUCGCUACAACCUGCCUUGCACGCUGUUGGCUCUCAUGACGCACGCGCUGGAGCGUGCAGAACGCUUAGGCCAAAGACCCAUUCUCCAAAAGCAUGUACUUGAUGAGAAUUCGGAUGCAGAUUACAAGCAUGUGGAGAGCUCAGGCAGCAGCCAAGACCGACCGUCGAGCCGUCAGCUGCGCUCUCACACGCGUCGCGUACGAUCUCGACCAACUCCGCGCGGUAGCGCUCAAGGUCUGCUCGAUGAGGCCAAAUCUCGUCCCGACGUCGAGCUCAGAGGUCUACCCAUUGGGGGAGGUGCGUGCGCCAGGGUCUACCGAGCCUACGUGCUCUCGGGUCAAAUUAUGCCUACGUCUUCUGGCACCACGCUCCUUGCAAAGGUGUACUGGCUUCGUGGACAAUCGUACCAGCAUUACGAGGACACGUUUCAUCCUGUGGCACUUCAUGAGGCGCGCAUCUAUAGGGCCUUGGAGGUACUGCAAGGGGAGAGCGUGCCGCACGUUGUUGGGAUACUCACACGGGGUGCUGGAACUGAGCAACAGCUGCAGCAAUGGUGCGAUGACAGCACUUUUGCUGUCACUAGCGCUGUGACGCCACGAGCCCCCCUACCUGAGGCAGACAUUGACACGCCACCCCUGAGAGCGUCACGUGGUUCGGACAAGGACAAGGCCUCUAUCAAGCUCUGCCCUACUCCUCCUCGGCAAGUGCUCGGACUCGUGCUUACGGAUGCUGGUAAGACUCUGGCAGAAAUGUCCUACAAGGAUUUGAUUCAGCUUGCUCAGAGCGUCGAAGCGGAUGUUGAGGUUUCGGUGGGCUCGAUGGCUGCUGCUCUGAAGGAGGCGUUUCUACGCUCAGCACGGUCCAUCCAUGCAGCUGGCGUGCUGCACUGCGACAUUCGAGCCGCGAACAUGUGCGUGGCAGUGGAGCAAGGCAAGUUGCGAUGUCGUUUCAUCGACUUUCACCUGGCCACUUUUGCAGAUCCACAAAAGGAUGGGAAACACUUUGGCAACGAGCUGCAACGUGUCGAGGAGGUCGUCGAUGAUAGUCUUUCCAACAUCUUGAGCGCGUAG
This is a messenger RNA of Ceraceosorus bombacis, 1380 nucleotides long. NCBI's taxonomy places the organism in Eukaryota, Fungi, Basidiomycota, Exobasidiomycetes, Ceraceosorales, Ceraceosoraceae. The record is from the annotation of a GenBank genome assembly.